GACAGCUCCGUCGACACCCACUCCAUCCCUCCCAUCCCGCUGCUCCUUCCUCCUCGCCUUCGACCGCCAUUGACACCACCUGCAUUCCCACUUCCCGUUCUUGUUCCUGCAACCCGAAUGCGCUCUAAUUCUUCCUCAGCUCCAAUCCCAGAGUGAACAAUCCUGUUCUUGAGAUAGAGCUGGGCACCAUUCCGCUUCCGAUUCCUUAGCCAAACCCUGAGAAAAAACCUACGAAUCAUGUAGAGCACGCCACCUCCAGCAUCGGCCCAGAUCCAACCCAGAAAGAAAACCACAAAAAAAAAAUCAGUCACUUCCCUCCUAGCCAGUUAGUUUCAAAAGGCUGCAGGGCUGCAUAUCUAGUAGGCUGGACUCACCCGCACCGAGUCCUUAGCGGAAAAUCUAGAAAAGCCUCCGGAUCAUGUAAAUCUGCCCGCUUGCCACCCAGCCAAAAAAACCAACAAAAAAGAAAGUUGACAGAAGCUCCAAUCAUGCAUCGCUAGUCGUAGCCAUCAGUCGCGGUCCUGUGAUCCUGCUGGAGAUAAUCCGCCCGUCGCCGUAGCAUCAUCAUGCCAGCAAAAACCGUCAAAUCAUGUAGUUCGUGAGCCUCCUAUUUCCGUUCCACCGCCGCAUUCGAUCGUCUCCAAAAAAAGAGUGGGAGAAGAAGGGUUGGUGGUUUAGCAGAGUCCAGAGUGGUGUGAUGGAGGCGGCGGCUGGUGCUGGGGCUGGGGCGGAGACGCCGAACCCGUCGGCGCCGGCGACGCCGGGGACGCCGGCGCCGCUGUUCGCGGGGCCGCGGGUGGACUCGCUGUCGUACGAGCGCAAGUCGAUGCCGCGGUGCAGGUGCCUGCCGGUGGAGGCGUGGAUGUCGCCCAACGCCUGCGUCGUGGAGAUCCCCUCGCCGGACGUCUCGCUCCCCCGCAAGCUUGGCGCGGAGUUCGUGGGAACGUUCAUCCUCAUCUUCUUCGCGACGGCGGCGCCGAUCGUGAACCAGAAGUACGGCGGCGUGAUCUCGCCGUUCGGGAACGCGGCGUGCGCGGGCCUGGCGGUGACGACCAUCAUCCUGUCGACGGGCCACAUCUCCGGCGCGCACCUGAACCCGUCGCUGACCAUCGCCUUCGCGGCGUUCCGCCACUUCCCCUGGCUCCAGGUCCCGGCCUACGUGACCGUCCAAGUGCUGGGCUCCAUCUGCGCCGGGUUCGCGCUCAAGGGCGUCUUCCACCCGUUCCUCUCCGGCGGGGUCACCGUCCCCGACGUCGCCAUCUCCACCGCCCAGGCCCUCUUCACCGAGUUCAUCAUCACCUUCAACCUUCUCUUCGUCGUCACCGCCGUCGCCACCGACACCCGCGCGGUGGGCGAGCUCGCCGGUAUCGCGGUGGGAGCCGCUGUGACGCUCAACAUCCUCGUGGCCGGGCCGACGACGGGAGGGUCGAUGAACCCGGUGAGGACGCUGGGGCCGGCGGUCGCGGCGGGGAACUACAGGCAGCUGUGGAUAUACCUGGUGGCGCCGACGCUGGGCGCGGUGUGCGGCGCCGGCGUGUACAAGCUGGUCAAGCUCAGAGACGUCAACGGCGAGACGCCGCGCCCGCAGCGCAGCUUCCGACGCUGAUCGAUGUAUGCGCACGUACUCCACCCCGUGCAUUGUCCGGCUGGUUGCUGAUCUAUGCCACUAUCGAUCGAGCAGCGGCGGUGAGAUCUAUUACUACUAGUACGAUUUCCGUGUUUCCGUGCCACGGGCACACCGUGACUGCUAAAAUUUGUGCGUUCCGUGAUUGUAAUAAUGAAUUGACGCCGUUUUGCUAGAACUGCGUGGACUUGUGCUUUAUUUACUUUGAUUUGAUGCACAUUAUGCCGAUACGUCGGCUGUGGAGGCCACGCAUCUGCCGUGUGAAUGUACUGUUCUAUCCGUGUGUAUUCUAUUAAAAAAAACUGUUAUAUCCAUAUACAAUUAAUUCCUCGUUCA
Molecule: messenger RNA, 1960 nt
Organism: Hordeum vulgare subsp. vulgare (domesticated barley)
Lineage: Eukaryota; Viridiplantae; Streptophyta; Magnoliopsida; Poales; Poaceae
Product: aquaporin NIP3-1
Exons: 4
Coding region: 698-1606 (302 amino acids)
Biological process (GO): transmembrane transport
Cellular component (GO): membrane
Molecular function (GO): channel activity
Source: RefSeq, a predicted model, not a curated record